AUGGCUCGCUGGAGAAAGUGCUGUUCAGCGCUGGAUCGGGCCGAAAACCUAGUCUCGGUAGACCUUUGGCUGGACACGAGCGAGCCCGAGUGGCGAUUCACUCUAAGCUCGGUGAUGCGGGGGAAUGCAAACCCGUAUCAGUUUGGCGAGAGGCUAGCCAGCGUCUUGACGGUUAACAUUCCUGUCAACCCAAACAGAGCUGAAGCUUGGAAGGAAGUGGCCAAUGUUGAGCCGCAGUUUGCGAUUCGCGCCCGCGGCUGGCCAACUUACAGAGCUGCGCCUGACAUAAGUCCAAACCUCAUUAUUGAGAUAUGGAGUGCUUUCGAACCUGGGGUUCCUCGGCCGCCGGCGAUAAGUGUUCGACGCUGGCCUAAUCGGUCUCCCUUCUUGAGACGAUAUUGA
This is a messenger RNA of Ilyonectria robusta, 402 nucleotides long. RefSeq lists its product as uncharacterized. The record is from RefSeq and is a predicted model, not a curated record. The transcript has a single exon. NCBI's taxonomy places the organism in Eukaryota, Fungi, Ascomycota, Sordariomycetes, Hypocreales, Nectriaceae. Bases 1 to 402 code for a protein of 133 amino acids.